AUGUCGAAGCACAUGGAGUACACGUCCUACCCGAGAGAUUGUCCCACCAUGGAGAACCUGGAGAGGCAACUCAUCUGCCCUAUUUGCUUGGAGAUGUUCACCAAGCCUGUGGUCAUUCUUCCAUGUCAACAUAACCUCUGCCGGAAAUGCGCCAAUGACAUUUUUCAGUCUCGGGGGACAAGCUUGGGCUCUGCAGGGAGAUUUCGCUGCCCAUCGUGCCGCCACGAAGUUGUCCUGGACAGACACGGCAUUUACGGCCUGCAGCGGAAUCUGCUGGUGGAGAACAUCAUCGACAUCUACAAACAAGCGUCAGCCAGGGGACCAGAAAGGCCUCUGUUGAAAACUGAGCACCCAACUUGUGAAGAGCACGAGGAGGAAAGGAUCAACAUUUAUUGUGUGACGUGCGCUGUUCCCACGUGCUCCCUGUGCAAGGUUUUCGGGGAACACAAGGAAUGCGAAGUAGCUCCACUCUCGGACAUCUGCACAAAGCAGAAGGCGGAGCUCACCGUUGGAAUCGGGGCCCUCGUGGCAGCUAAUGACCGGAUCCAAACCUACAUGGCAGAACUCCAAGGCAGGUGCAGGAAUAUUGAGGCCAAUUGCAAAGCUCAGAAGCAGGCGCUGGGUGAGAAGUUUGACCGCAUGGGGGCAAUUUUGGAAGAACGGAGGAAGAUCAUGCUUCAAAGGAUCACGUAUGAACAGGAGAGCAAGUCCCAGCACCUGAACGAGCUGAGCAAAGUUUGCAGUGACCACAUCGAAUCUUCUUCCAAGCUGGUGGACACAGCCUUGCAAUCCAUGGAAGAGCCUCAGAUGUCUGUUUUUGUCCAGAACGCCAAAGUUCUCAUCCGAAAAAUUUUGGAAGUGAGUGACAGCUGCCAGCCAGAGGUUCUGGAGCCGGGAUACGACAACAUGGAACACUACACGGUGGACUUCAAUGCGGAGGAACGGAUCCUCUAUCAGCUGGAUUUCAUUAAAGUUGAAGACCCCGAAUUGGCGGCUGAGGAAGAAGGGGGCUGUGGGGAAUCAGAAGACAUCUUAGGAGAGGCUGAAGCAGAAGGUGGUGAGAGGGAUGAGAACCUCAAAGACCCUUGGCAAGGAUUAUCUCCUCUGGUCAACGGGACGAGGAAUGGUGCUGCCAUUGCGGGAGGAGCUUCAACCCCAGAGCUCACUCCAUCUCUAGCUGAAAGGAGCCAAGAAUUAUGGUCCAGCCAGCAGGGUCAGCUUGAUGGAGGACUCCAGGUGACCGAUUCCACUUCACCCUCACCUCUGCCUGAGGGUGACCUAGCAGAUAAUGGACCUCCUCAAAGCAUGGAGCAAUCUCCUGGAGAAGAUUUCAGCACCACGGAGAGCUCAUCAGAGAACGGAGAGGGUGGUGGCCAGGAAAGCCACCGAGAACCUGAAGGAGAACAUGUCCUGCUACACGGAAUGGCAUCCACCACCAGCCAGCCUUCUGUCUCCAGUCCCGCGGCUGACCGAUGGAGAAGUGAGGACUUCGCGGAACCUCUGCUUAGCAGCUGCUUCAACCCCACCCUUUGGCUCCACGAUUAA
Molecule: messenger RNA, 1545 nt
Organism: Thamnophis elegans (Western terrestrial garter snake)
Lineage: Eukaryota; Metazoa; Chordata; Lepidosauria; Squamata; Natricidae
Product: tripartite motif-containing protein 54-like
Exons: 10
Coding region: 1-1545 (514 amino acids)
Molecular function (GO): zinc ion binding
Source: RefSeq, a predicted model, not a curated record